CAUGGCGGCAGAUUUGGAAUGCAAACACACACUGCCAUGAUCGAACGAUUUAAAACCUCAAAACGGUGACGACCUGUCGUGGUGCUGGUGAUGUAAACGCUUCGUGGGGUUGUAGACAUGUCCGAUGAAGCGUUUGUUAGGAAUGGAAGUUUCACGACUCUGUGGCGGAACUUCACCAGUGUUUGCGAUAACAACAACAACAACAACACAACAGCGGGCAGAAUGAGAAGUGAGACACGGACUCCAGACAGGCGGAAAGACCUGCAGAGUCCUCAACGUCGAGACUACUGCAAAUAUGCUGGACUGAAUUAUGGAGACUCUCCAAGUGAUGUGGAGCCUACACAGGACAUCAUCUGGGAUGCUACGUCGCCGACUCACUCAGCUAAAUCCUUGCGGGCCAACAGAGUUGUCGAGGUAGCGGACAUCGUCAACCGCAUUGCACCGACGGAUGUGAAGCCGAAAGGCGACUCUCCACUCCUGCAGUGGAUCGGUGACAGUGCUAUUCCAUGCACUCCCGAGGUUCAAAAGCCAAGAAGCAGGAAGAAGUCCUCACGACAGAGCAGUGUGGACCUUAUGGUCCUGGCCCGACAGUUUGACCAGAACAUGCAACAGGAAAUCCACACCUCAGAGCAGCAGAACCUGACCAACUUGGAGCUGGUGAGGAGCUGUCACGGCCGAGCAGCUGACGGCACGCCGACUCUCCAGUGUUCGUCAGCCUCUGAUAAGACGGAGGCAGAGUUGCAUGCGCUCUUCGAUUGCUCCGCACAGUGCGACCAUUUGAGUCAGGGCACAUCCACAUCAGGCUACUCUCAGGAAGUGAGAAAACAACCGGUGGAAAAGUCAAAUUCCGAAUCACAUCCUGCUCAGGAUGGAGCACUGCAGAACUAUGAUGACGACUGGGAGAAUGACGACAUACUCAACGACUCUUUUGUUCUGGAGAUGACGCAGGAUCCAGAGAAACACUACACCAAGCUGAAAGACCCUGCACACUCUCAUCUCCAAGAUUCUGAGUCAGAACUGAGCCUUCAGGAACUUUGCCCCAAAACCAGGACAAGCACGCGGAGCACCUUCAGGUUACAGUCCAACCCAGACUUCCAGCAUGCUGUCAAGAAUCAGAACUCCACUCACGGACCAAGCUCAGCUGCAGGACGGACCAAGAGUGACAAGCAACCUGCUGCUGGAUCUGAUGUUCUGGACAGUGUGUGGGACGACGAUGACAAGCUGCUUUGUCAGGCGUGUGACAGUGUGGAGCAGAACAUUCAGCCUCAGCAGCAAAAACCAGCCAACUUUAAAACCACCCCUCCUUUACCAAUCGACAGGCCAAACACUGCCAGAGCAACACCUUUUGUCCGGUCCAACUCCUACCCUGAGACUCACUGUGACACCAUAAGCUUCCAGGGAUGGGACGCCCCCAUGAGAGGAGCUGGCCCGAGCAGCACCAUGUCUCAAAGUCUCCCUGCCGCUCAGUGCGAUGCCACCUUCAUCCAGCAAGGAUGCUCUCCUGGAAGCUACAGGCUCGUUGACCUUGGAGGGAAGCUACAUGAAGUGACAACCAGACCGACUCUCAACGCCAAACCACAUUCGUUCAAGAGGAAUCUCUCAGACUCGGCCGUGAGUGGCAACAAAGUGUUCAUUACGAGCCAGAGAGGAGAGUGUUCUGCUGCUGAGAUCGAGAAGAAGAAGCAGGAUGCUCAGGCCCGGAGGAGGCUGCGGAUGCAGAACCACACAAAACCAUAAAUGGAGAGCUUUUCUGAAGGGAUGUUUGCUGCUAUGAGUGAGAUGUGUUGGGAAGAAUUUCAUUUAAAAUCAUCCUUUGAAGACUCUGGGUCAGGUACUGUCCAAAUGUUUCAACACAUUUUAAUAAUUCCCCAGUCUACAUCAUCAUACGGAGAAAGAAGUUUUUAGCAUCCAGACUUCAGCUGCUGUUCACGUAGAAAGUUCGUCAAUCAGCAACCUCGUGUCUGAGUCGCGUCCUUGGAAACGUCGUGCCUUUCUUUUCAUCUGUGCCUGCUGCUUCUGUGACCAUUGCUGUUUCAGUGUUACUGUCUGCCGUCAGACAAGGGAAUAAAAGAA
Messenger RNA from Synchiropus splendidus (mandarinfish), 2073 nucleotides. RefSeq lists its product as uncharacterized. The coding region runs from base 118 to 1737 and encodes 539 amino acids. The transcript is spliced from 6 exons. The record is from RefSeq and is a predicted model, not a curated record. Lineage: Eukaryota; Metazoa; Chordata; Actinopteri; Syngnathiformes; Callionymidae.